ACUGGGCGACGAGCAGAGGAAAGUGCUGGGCGGGCCGCAACGAGAAAAGGCUGGAGCAGGGCUUCGGCCAAGGGAAAAGGAACUCCUCGCGCUCGCCGCCGGAGGGGGGUCGUCGGAAGGCGCGGAUCAGUUUAAACAGGGAUUGCCUAAUUGUAAGCAGUCAUGCAAAGCACAUCAAAUUAUCUCUGGCUUCUAUCAGACAUCCUCGGACAAGGAGCUACUGCAAAUGUUUUCCGUGGAAGACACAAGAAAACUGGAGACCUCUAUGCUGUCAAAGUGUUUAAUAACUUCAGUUUCCUUCGCCCUGUGGAUGUUCAGAUGAGAGAAUUUGAAGUGUUAAAGAAGCUGAAUCACAAGAACAUUGUCAAAUUAUUUGCCAUAGAAGAAGAGACAGCUUCUAGACACAAAGUCCUUGUUAUGGAAUUUUGUCCAUGUGGCAGUUUAUAUACUGUUUUAGAAGAGCCAUCUAAUGCCUACGGAUUGCCAGAAGCAGAAUUUUUAAUUGUGUUGAGAGAUGUUGUUGCUGGGAUGAACCAUCUUCGAGAGAAUGGAAUAGUCCAUCGCGACAUCAAACCAGGCAAUAUAAUGCGUGUUAUAGGUGAAGAUGGCCAAUCAGUUUAUAAAUUGACAGAUUUUGGGGCUGCUAGAGAACUGGAUGAUGAUGAACAGUUUGUCUCCCUUUAUGGUACAGAAGAAUACUUGCAUCCUGAUAUGUAUGAACGAGCGGUACUGAGGAAAGAGCAUCAAAAGAAAUAUGGUGCAACAGUUGAUUUGUGGAGCAUUGGGGUGACAUUUUACCAUGCUGCAACUGGAAGUUUACCCUUUCGACCUUUUGAAGGGCCUCGCAGAAACAAGGAAGUAAUGUAUAAAAUUAUAACGGGAAAGCCUUCUGGUGCAAUAUCUGGAGUACAAAAAGCAGAAAAUGGCCCCAUUGAAUGGAGUCGUGAUAUGCCUGUUUCUUGCAGUCUUUCUAAGGGCCUGCAGGUACUACUCACACCUGUCCUUGCAAAUAUUCUUGAAGCAGAUCAAGAGAAAUGCUGGGGAUUUGAUCAGUUUUUUGCAGAGACAAGUGAUAUUCUCCACCGAAUAAUUAUUCAUGUCUUUUCUUUGCAACAAAUGACGGCACACAAAAUUUAUAUUCACAACCAUAAUACUGCUGCCGUAUUUCAUGAAUUGGUCUACAAACAGACAAAAAUACCGUCACACAAUCAAGAACUGAUAUACGAAGGCCGGCGUUUAGUACUAGAGCCUAGCAGAUUGGCGCAAGCUUUCCCCAGAACCACUGAAGACAGUCCUGUAAUUGUAGUAAGCAGGGAGGCUGUAAACAUCGUGGGAUUGCUCUAUGAAGAAAUUUUGCUUCCUAAGGUCCAUCAGCGUUUUGAUUUGGAUUCUGAUGCAAGUAUGGCUAAAGCAGUGACAGGGGUUGUAUGUUAUGCCUGUAGAGUUGCUCGUGCUUUACUGCUUUACCAAGAGCAGAUGCGAAAGGGAAUCAGAUGGCUAAUCGAAAUCAUCAAGGAAGAUUACAGUGAAACAUUUCACAAAAAGACAGAGGUUGUUAUCAAAUUAGAAUUUUGUAACAGAAAUAUAGAGAAAGCUGGGAAAAUAUAUCAAAAUUUGCUGCAAAUCAACCUGGCACCAUCAGAAGUGGAUGAAAUCUCAGAUAUACACUCAAAGCUGUUACGGCUUUCUAGUUCACGGGGAACAAUAGAGACCAGUCUUCAGGAUAUCAAAAACAAACUCUCUCCUAGUGGCCUGCUAUCUGAUGGCUGGACCAUUCAGGAAGGCACCUAUCCAAAAGACAGAAACCCAGAAAGGUUACAAGUAUUACUGAAUUCUAUAACAGAAAUUUAUUAUCAGUUCAAAAAAGACAAAGCAGAACGAAGACUUCCAUAUAAUGAAGAACAGAUUCACAAAUUUGACAAGCAGAAGCUUUUUAUACAUGCCACAAAAGCCAUGACUCUGUUCAAGGAAGAAUGUGUCAACAAGUAUGAAACUUUCUUAGACAAGGCAGAGGAUUGGAUGAGGAAGAUGCUCCAUUUAAGAAAACAGCUGUUGGCUCUCAGAAAACUCUGCUUUGAUAUUGAAGAAGAGGUGUCCAAAUACCAGGACUAUGUAAAUGAGUUACAAGAAACAUUGCCCCAUAAGAUGAUUGCAGCUUCCAGUGGGAUUAAACAUACAAUCAAUCCAGUUUAUCCAAGUUCAAACACUUUGGUGGAAAUGACUCUUGGUAUGAAGAAACUAAAAGAAGAAAUGGAGGGUGUUGUUAAAGAAUUAGAUGAGAAUAAUCACCUUUUAGAAAGGUUUGGUGCGUUGACUAUGGAUGCUGGCCCACGGAAUGUAGAUUGCAUCUAGUUGUAUAUUUACCAUGAUGCAGUUUGUUGACUUUGCACAGAUAGAGCGUUUAUUUGCAGAAAGAAUAUUCUGCACUUGGCGUUCCCACCUAGUAUUUAACAAGAGCAUGUAAAUAUGUAUAUAUUGUAAAUAUAGAAAGUCUUUCUCUUUUGGUAAUGUUAAAAGUGGUCUUAACAUUUUAAGUAACUAUCAGAAUUUUUCCUGUAAAAACUAUUAUGGCUGCAAAUUGUGGUAAGCACACUGAUACAAUGCAUUUACUUCAAAUGCUGUCCUUGUCUAUUCUCUUGUGAACAUUGCUGGAGAACUUGUGGUCUUGAAGUGCCCUGCUGUUUAAAGGGCAAUUAGGCUUCCUGUUAAGCCAUCUGAAUGCUGAAAUAUCUCAGUUAUUAUAACCUGGAAUAGUCCCUGCUUUGUUUCAUUCAUAUGUGAAUAGAUAUCUGUUGCCAAAUGUCAAAAAGAGAUAUUUGUUCCUUAUAACAUCUUGAAAGGUAUCUCUUAAACUCUGAGUAUGAAGGAAAUACUGUUGGAUUUUUAAUCAUGUCCAUUUUAGUUAUGUUUAUAUUUUACCAAAAGUAAAAUUAGCCUGUUUGGGACUUAGAAGUUAGUAGAAAUUCUGCCUUCUAUUUGCUAAAUCAUAGAUUAAAUGUAAAGCUGAAAUAUUUUCUUUAAUAGUACACAGUGUGUCUCAAAUUCAGUGAAUCUUGUUGAUCUUUUUGUGAAAAAAUUUUUUUUAAUAUAAUUUUAAAAGUAGUGUUAACUUUCAUUGAGACAUGGAUAUCCAUCUUUAACAAGAUUGGCAUAUAUCAUAUACUGAUUUUCAUCCUCCAUAAAUUCUAAUAAAGUGCUAGAAAAAAAUGUUUCCUUUUUUAAUUAAAGCAAUUUAAAAAUAUUAGCUAUGGGCAGGAUCUAAUGCUGCUCAUCUGCUGGUGGAGCUAGCGGCUAAUUCUGGUCCACAAGCAGCCCCUACCGCUUGCAGAAUGGCAGUUCAGCAGUUCCAGAGGCAAGCCCCAAAGCAAGAGGAAACACACAUUUCUGGAAGGGGGCUGGUUGUUUCUACUUGUUUUGGGAGGCUUCCCCUGGAAGCGCUGAAUGGUCUUUCUGCAAGCGGAUGUGGUGGGGCUGGCUGCGCAUGGACCAGAAUCAGUGGCCAGCUCCAGUAACAGAUGGGCAGUGAUGGAUGCUGCCCCAUGUUAAGUAAAAUGUAAAUACAGAAGUUUGCACAAAUGUGUUUAUGUAAUUCCUGGACACACAGGGUUCCCUGCAGACUUAAGAGACUGUUGAAAUCAAUAAAACAUAAAUUAGUCAUGACUAAUUUAAGUCUUAUUAAAUGUAAUGGAUCUCCUCUAAAUAUGAUCAAGUCUGUAUGUAACCCAUAGUAAUUUUAUUCUUUCUUUCCAGUGCUUUGAUCCAUGCAUACAGAAGGAACUAAUCUAGUUCUAUUGACUUCAGUGGGUCUUAUUUUCCUGUAUGUAAAGGAAGUAAGAUUGCACUUCUCAUAUGGAUUAUUCUGGAUCAAUAUUGGGAGAGACCAAUUGAUUUGAUAUUAUUCUAGAAGUAAGGAAACAAAUGCCUUUAUGCACAUGCUCCAAUUCUUUUCAAAGGAGAUUGUAGGUCAAAUUUCCAUUGGACUACCCUUCUGUCUCCCCCAUUUUGGCAUAUAUGAGACUAUUAUAGCCCAUUGUUCAUCAUUUGUAUAGGCAAUAAUGGCAUUUCUUGUUCUAGUUCUUCCAAUUUGAGUGGAAUGAGAACAACAGAGAUGCAGUAAGGGUUCCCUGUCUUGUUGCUGUUGUUUCCAAAAACCAAACCAUAAUGAAGAGCACAGACAAAUAACAGGCAAUCUAUAAUGGGCAAGGUUGCAUUUCUGCACAGUACUGCUUAAAUCCCAUUUAUUAGUAACUUGAACUUAGAAGGGGUUGGGGAAAGAUCAGCUCUUGGCUUGGAAGGAUCACUCAAAUCAUAGGUAGUAAAUUUGUGUGAAAUCUUGCUGCCUUAAUGUAUAUAAAUUCCUAUUUAGAAAUGUUGAGAUUAUAUUAUAUUUCUGCAAUGUACUUAUUUUAUAUAAUCAUUUUGUACUCCUUAUUUUACAGAAUCAUCAUUUUGCAUAAUUGCUUCUGUUAAAUAACAUGAUUGUUGAGAGGGAGAGGGAAAUGGGAUGAUGGAUUUUAUUUUCUUUACGCUGAACUAGUCUCAUUGAAUAGUAUAAAUUAUACUUUAAGACAGUUGGAAUACAAUCAUGCAUAACAGCUUGCUGCAUUUACAGUAUGUAAGUUUUGCUUUGUAUUUUAAUUGAUUUGUAAGGGAAACCCUACUGUUCUUAGUUAAUUCCAUCAACAGUAGCUAUGGAGCUUGUUAAAGUCAUUUUGGUGUACUACAAAUUAGGCAGCAGAAUAAAAAAAAAUCUCUUUACAUUUCUAAUUCUCAUUGAAAAA
Messenger RNA from Elgaria multicarinata webbii, 4781 nucleotides. It is a transcript of the gene TBK1, whose product is annotated as TANK binding kinase 1. The transcript is spliced from 21 exons. The coding region runs from base 163 to 2352 and encodes 729 amino acids. Gene Ontology annotation, biological process: peptidyl-serine phosphorylation. The record is from RefSeq and is a predicted model, not a curated record. Gene Ontology annotation, molecular function: ATP binding; protein serine/threonine kinase activity. NCBI's taxonomy places the organism in Eukaryota, Metazoa, Chordata, Lepidosauria, Squamata, Anguidae. Gene Ontology annotation, cellular component: cytoplasm.